CGACGUCCUUCUCUCCAUCAUCAUCGCUUCCUUUGGAGCUCCCAUCACCACCAACCCCAAAUCCAAUUCCAUCCCACCACCCCGCCCCGUGCGAUACCAUCCUAUCCAUCCCGGCCACACUUUAUUCGAACCCAUCUCCCUCGCCCAUCAUCGUACCCCGCAGCUCUUUUCAGCUCCGUCUUCCUGGCCACUUCUCACAAUGCCUGGCCUGGUCUCAGCUACCGGAGUCCUGGGCUUCCUGGCCGAUGAGGAGCAUGACCUCAAGGUUUUCGCCCUCCAGACUCUCAACGACGACAUCGACACUGUCUGGACCGAGGUCGCUGGUGCCCUGAGUCAAAUUGAGGCUCUCUACGAAGACGACUCCUUCCCUCAACGACAGCUCGCCGCCCUCGUUCUCGCAAAGGUCUACUACCAUCUCCAGGCCUACAAUGAGAGUAUGACAUUUGCUCUCGCUGCUGGCGACCUCUUCAAGCUCGAUGCUCCCGGCGAAUUCGAGGAUACCAUCAUUUCAAAGUGCAUCGACCAGUACAUUGCUGCCUCUUCCGCAAAGCACACUGCUCCCGAGUCACCCCAAAACGAUACCUCACUCCCCGCUCUGGCUACCACUUUCGCCAGCGGUGCUGCCGAUGGCUCCGCCUUGAUCUCUCCCACAACCCCAUUCUCCCAGACGACCCUCCCCUCCAAGUCUCUCCUCUCCCGAGUCUCGACCGACAACACAAUUCUCGAUCCCACAUUCCAGCCUGUUAAGGAAGGCCGCUCCGCAUCCAUCGCCCCAAUCAAUGACCAGGCGACUCAGGUUGCUCUGCAGCGUAUUAUCGAGCGUCUGUUCGAGGCUUGCCUCAAGGAUGGCAGGUAUCGCCAGGUCAUUGGUAUCGCCGUCGAAGCCAAGAACUUGGAGGUUCUGCGCCGUGUCAUCAAGCGCGCCGCCGAUGACGAGAAGCAUUCAAAGGCCAAGUCGUCGGAUGGCCAGGGCCCCGCCGAGGAGCUCAUGGACUAUGCUUUGGGCAUCUGCAUGGACGUUGUUCAGGAGCGAAGCUUUCGCACUGAGAUUCUGCGUCUGAUCCUCGACCUCCUCAACGACAUUCCGAACCCAGACUACUUCGCCAUCGCCAAGUGUGUCGUUUACCUGAGCUCCGACGAGGAGGCUUCGCGCAUGCUGAAGCAGCUCAUUACGAGCGGCGAUCGGAAUUCAAUCGCCAAUGCCUACCAGAUCGCUUUUGAUUUGUAUGAUAAUGGCACUCAGGAGUUCUUGGGCAAAAUCAUCAGCUCGCUGCCGUCAGGGGAGCCUGCUAAGGAGAGCGACGCAACUGAGGAAGAGCCACUGAUCGAGAAUCAAGAGUCCUCAGACGAGGAGCUGUCGGAGGAGCUUUCCAAGGUUUACAAGAACAUUCGGUCAAUUUUGGACGGCAGCAAGACCAUUCAGCUGAACCUCGAGUUCCUCUACCGCAACAACCGCACCGACCUGAGCAUUCUUAACAAGGUCCGCGAUAGCUUGGAGGGUCGCAAUUCCAUCUUCCACACAGCCGUCACCUUCUGCAACGCUUUCAUGAACCAGGGCACCACCAACGACAAGUUCUUCCGCGACAACCUCGAAUGGCUUGGCAAGGCUGUCAACUGGUCCAAGUUCACCGCCACCGCAGCUUUGGGUGUCAUCCACCGCGGCAACCUUACGCAGUCUCGCAAGCUUCUAGAGCCCUACCUUCCUCGCCAGAGCGGCUUGAGCAGCGGCUCCAUUUUUAGCCAAGGUGGUGCUCUCUACGCCUACGGUCUGAUUCACGCCAACCACGGCGCCGACGCUCUUGACUACCUCAAGACCCAGUUCACAUCCGCAGAGGAGGAAGUUAUCCAGCACGGUGGUGCUUUGGGUCUGGGUAUUGCAGGCAUGGCAACUGGCUCUGAGGAGAUUUUUGACAACCUGCGCACGGUUCUUUUCACCGACUCUGCUCUCAAUGGCGAGGCUGUUGGCCUUGCCAUGGGUCUCAUUAUGCUCGGUACCGGCAACGUGCGGGCCUUGGAGGACAUGAUUACCUACGCCCACGAGACGACCCACGAGAAGAUUGUUCGUGGUCUCGCCAUUGGCAUGGCCUUGAUCAUGUUUGGCCGCCAAGAGGGUGCCGACGCCAUGAUUGAGGGCCUGCUUAACGAUCCUGAUCCUACCUUGAGAUAUGGCGGUAUCAUGACUGUUGCUCUCGCCUACUGCGGUACUGGCAGCAACAAGGCUAUCCGCAAGCUGCUUCAUACUGCCGUUAGCGACGUCAACGAUGAUGUACGCCGUGUCGCCGUCAUGAGCUUGGGCUUCAUCCUCUUCCGUAAGCCCGGCAGCGUUCCUCGCAUGGUCGAGUUGCUCUCCGAGUCGUACAACCCUCACGUGCGUUACGGAUCUGCCAUGGCGCUGGGCAUUUCUUGUGCCGGCACCGGCCUGGACGAGGCCAUCGACUUGCUCGAACCUAUGAUGAAGGAUCCCACCGACUUUGUCCGUCAGGGUGCGCUCAUCUCUCUGGCCAUGAUCAUGAUCCAGCAGAACGAGGUCAUGAAUCCCAAGGUCGCUUCUAUUCGGAAGACUCUGAAGAAGGUCGUCGGCGAUCGCCAUGAGGACGCCAUGACCAAGUUUGGCGCGUCGCUUGCGCUGGGUAUUAUCGACGCGGGUGGUCGCAACUGCACCAUUGGCCUCCAGACCCAGACCGGAAACCUCAACAUGGCCGGCAUCGUUGGUAUGGCCGUCUUCACCCAGUACUGGUACUGGUUCCCGUUCACCCACUUCCUUUCGCUCGCUUUCUCGCCCACCUCCAUCAUCGGUCUCGACCACGAACUCGAAAUCCCCAACUUCAAGUUCCAUUGCGCCACCCGUCCCAGCCUCUUCGAUUACCCGCCAGAGCAAGAGGUAAAGGCUGAGGAGGGUCCUACCAUGGUCGCCACAGCCGUUUUGUCAACAACUGCCCAGGCCAAGCGCAGAGCUCAGAAGAAGGAGCGUGCCCAGCGUCGUGAGAGCAUGGAUAUUGACUCUGCCAAGCCAACGGUGUCCGACAAGAUGGAUGUGGAUGAAAAGAAGGAAGAGACCAAGGAAAAGAAGGAGGGUGAAGCUGGAGAGAAAGAGGCAUCUGUUGCUCCCGCCGACACCAAGAAAAAGGUAGAGAAGGAGAAAGUCGGUUACGAUAUGGAGAAUCUGUCGCGCGUGCUUCCGGGCCAGCUCAAGUUCAUCAGCUUCCCUGCCGGACGUUACAAGCCGGUCAAGAAGCCUACCGGAGGACCUCUGCUUCUGCAGGACACGCAGCCUGACGAGGAGAAGACGCUCAUCGAAGAGAAGUUGAAGAAGGUGACAACAGAAAAGGCCCCAGUCGCCGGCCAAAGCAACGCAGGCGGAUCAUCGGCGGGCUUGACACCGCGCCAACAGCAGAACAUAAUUUCCCAGGCCCUGAGAGCAGGUGCUGGUGGCGAUCUUCGCUCGCUGAAUGAGCUUAGCGAGCUCCUGGGUCGGCAAAGAAGAGGUGAUCUUGUAGGCGCUACUGAUGAAGGAGGGGCGGCUGCUGCAGCAGGAGUGCUGACAGCAGUGGACGAGGAUGGCGAGGGAGACGAAGAGGCGGACGUCCCACGAGAGUUUGAAUACUUCACGGACAAUGAGGAGGAAGAUGAUGAGGAGUAGCCAUUCUCGCAAGCGAACCACCAGUGUUUGUGACUCUAGGCUUGAGGCCAUAACGGUGUUUAGAGAAUAGAAUGGGGGCGGCGUAGAGCUAAAACGACUGCCAUUCUGCCAAGGACAGUCGGGGGCGAAGAGAUUUUGCCAGGCUGUACAAUAGUGUAACAAUCGAGUUAUUCGUAGAGGUUGCUUCUCACAUGCGUGUAGACCCGUGAACGCGCCAUGCGACAAAGCAAAGGAUCGCAGCGAAUAUUGGAAUGUCUUGACGUAUAGAAUAUGAGGAUCAAUAAAUGAUUGUAGCCAG
This is a messenger RNA of Colletotrichum acutatum, 3938 nucleotides long. Its product is annotated as proteasome/cyclosome. Gene Ontology annotation, molecular function: enzyme regulator activity. Gene Ontology annotation, cellular component: nucleus; proteasome complex; proteasome regulatory particle, base subcomplex. The coding region runs from base 200 to 3640 and encodes 1146 amino acids. The transcript has 3 exons. The record is from RefSeq and is a predicted model, not a curated record. Gene Ontology annotation, biological process: regulation of protein catabolic process; proteasome-mediated ubiquitin-dependent protein catabolic process. NCBI's taxonomy places the organism in Eukaryota, Fungi, Ascomycota, Sordariomycetes, Glomerellales, Glomerellaceae.